This is a messenger RNA of Capronia epimyces CBS 606.96, 2727 nucleotides long. Its product is annotated as 26S proteasome regulatory subunit rpn-1. Gene Ontology annotation, cellular component: proteasome complex; nucleus; proteasome regulatory particle, base subcomplex. Gene Ontology annotation, molecular function: enzyme regulator activity. Gene Ontology annotation, biological process: regulation of protein catabolic process; proteasome-mediated ubiquitin-dependent protein catabolic process. The coding region runs from base 1 to 2727 and encodes 908 amino acids. The transcript has a single exon. The record is from RefSeq and is a predicted model, not a curated record. NCBI's taxonomy places the organism in Eukaryota, Fungi, Ascomycota, Eurotiomycetes, Chaetothyriales, Herpotrichiellaceae.
AUGGCGCAGGACGAAAAGAAGCCCACAGCCGCAGAGAAGGGCAAGGCAAAGGCGGAGGAUAUUCCCAUAUCCAACGGAGACAAGGACGCACAUGAUGAAACAGACGAUAGUAAAAAGCCUCAGGGCAAGGCGGAAGAGCAUGUUGAAGAAGAGCUCAGCGAGGAAGAUCAACAACUCAAGAGCGAACUCGAGAUGCUCGUGGAGAGGCUAAAAGAGGACGAUGCCAGCCUAUACAAGCCUGCCAUGGACGCUAUCAAGAAUUUCAUCAAGACGUCCACCUCGUCGAUGACCGCCGUGCCUAAGCCCUUAAAGUUUCUCCGACCCCAUUACGACGAGCUGACCGCCCUAUACGACAAAUGGCCAGCCAGUCCCGACAGAGAUUCGCUCGCUGAUAUGCUAUCAGUAUUGGGCAUGACAUACGGUGAUGAAGAGAAGUUCGAGACACUGAAAUACAGGCUGCUGUCCAAAUCAGACGACCUCGGCUCGUGGGGUCAUGAAUACAUCAGACAUCUUGCGCUUGAGAUCGGUCAAGAAUAUCAGAAUCGCUUGAUAGACGAUCGAGAAGUUGGGGACCUCACAGAGCUUGCCUUGUCUUUGGUCCCCUACUUUCUGAGCCACAAUGCAGAGGCGGAUGCUGUGGACUUGCUCAGUGAACUCGAGAUGAUCGAAGAAAUUCCUCGAUUCGUGGAUGAGAAUACAUAUGCACGAGUUUGUCUCUACAUGGCCUCUAUGGUCAGCCUUCUCACCUUCCCGGAAGAUGUCGCGUUCCUUAAGACGGCACAUGACAUCUAUGUCAAGUACAACAAAUUAGCGCAGGCAGUGGUGUUGGCCAUAAGAUUGAACAACGUCGCUCUUAUCCGGCAAGACCUAGAGUCUACGGACGAUGUGGCGCUGAAGAAGCAAUUAGCUUUCCUCGUUGCUCGGCAGAGAUUAUCGAUCGAUUUGCCGUCCGAGACCAAAGACGAGCAAGAGAUCGCCGAAUGCUUGGGAAACACACAACUGCCCAACCACUUCAAAACCCUUGCCAAGGAGUUGAACAUUCUAGAACCAAAAGUACCAGAGGACAUCUACAAGACACAUCUAGAGAGCGGACGGGGCAGUUCUGCUGCAGCAGACUCGGCAAAGCACAACCUGGCCAGCGCAUUCGUCAAUGCCUUUGUCAAUGCGGGUUUUGGCACCGACAAACUCAUGCUGGUGGAAGGCGACCAACGACCAUGGGUGUGGAAGACGAAAGACGACGGAAUGCUCUCCACUACUGCAUCGUUGGGUAUGCUCAAGCAAUGGGACGUCGAGGGCAGUCUGGACGUGAUUGACAGAUUCCAGCAACUAUCUGAGGAACCCAUCAAGGCUGGGGCUUUGCUGGCAUAUGGUGUGGUCAAUUCUGGAGUACGGAUGGAAGGCGAUCCUGUCAUCUCCUUGCUGAGCGAUGACGACGUCCUCGAGAGAGGGAGCCCCGCCAUUCGCGUGGCUGCCAUCAUGGGUCUAGGCCUGUCAUAUGCCGGCUCUAACAGAGAGGACUUGCUAGACUAUCUUCUUCCUAUUGUCGAGGACAGCUCGCUGGAGAUGCGGCUAUCUGCCAUGGCCGCUGUGUCUCUCGGUAUGAUCUUUAUCGGCACGUCUAACUACCAAGUGGCCGAAGCAAUUGCAACUCAACUGAUGGACGAUGACCGGCACAAGCAGUUCAAGGACAAGUGGGCGAGGUUCAUGGCUCUCGGCUUGGCUCUGGUUUACUUUGGACGGCAAGAGGAGGCGGAUGUCAUAUUGGACAUUCUGAAGGCGAUCGACCAUCCCAUGGCGAAGCCGACCGCCACUCUUGCCUCUGUUUGCGCAUGGGCAGGCACGGGAGCCGUGCUUAAGCUGCAGGACCUGCUGCACAUUUGCAACGACCAUAUCGAAGACAAGGAAGAGACAGCAGGCGAGCAACUAGUCCAGUCUUACGCCGUCCUGGGCAUCGCUCUGAUUUCCAUGGGCGAGGAUGUGGGUCAGGAGAUGGUCCUUCGACAGUUCGCCCAUCUUAUGCAUUACGGGGACGCCAACAUUCGGAAGGCUGUACCGUUGGCAAUGGGUUUGAUCAGCCCCAGCAAUCCUCAAAUGAAGAUCUACGACACCCUGUCAAGGUACAGUCACGACAAUGAUAACGACGUGGCCAUCAACGCCAUCUUUGCAAUGGGAUUGGUGGGGGCCGGCACCAACAAUGCUCGUCUGGCCCAGUUGCUCAGGCAGCUCGCUAGCUACUAUCAUCGCGAUCAAAAUUCACUGUUCAUGGUACGGAUCGCCCAAGGACUUGUUCACAUGGGCAAAGGCACCAUGACUCUGAAUCCCUUCCAUACCGAUCGGCAAGUCUUGUCCAGGGUCGCUGCUGCGGGCCUGCUCACUGUUCUCGUGUCUCUCAUCGACGCGAAGCAAUUCAUUCUGGCCGAGGCGCAUUACCUGCUGUACUUCCUUGUGACAGCCAUGUACCCGCGGUUCUUGGUCACUCUCGAUGAAGACCUGAAGCCUCUCACAGUCAAUGUCCGAGUGGGUCAAGCGGUGGACGUUGUUGGAGCGGCAGGCCGACCGCGGACCAUCACUGGCUGGCAGACACAAAGUACGCCAGUCUUGCUUGCAUACGGCGAGCGGGCGGAACUGGAAGACGAGGAAUACAUCUGCUUGACCAGCACCUUGGAGGGAUUGGUCAUUUUGCGCAAGGUCAGUACAGUACCCUACCCAUUGAAGCGACCACCUUGA